Messenger RNA from Zasmidium cellare ATCC 36951, 1266 nucleotides. RefSeq lists its product as uncharacterized. The transcript has 3 exons. NCBI's taxonomy places the organism in Eukaryota, Fungi, Ascomycota, Dothideomycetes, Mycosphaerellales, Mycosphaerellaceae. The coding region runs from base 1 to 1266 and encodes 421 amino acids. The record is from RefSeq and is a predicted model, not a curated record.
AUGGCCACCAAACUCGGCAAACUCUCCGCCUCCAUCUUAAUCGACAACCCCACCCGCCCUCGCUACGGUCCCAACGACCCCAUAACCGGCCGCCUCAUCCUGCGCUACAACCCCGCCACCGCGCUCUUCAAGAAAGACCCCAUCACCGCCGACCUCUUCGGCCCCUUACGAAUAAACGUCGUCCUCGUCGGUCAAAUCCGAAUCAAAAUCCGGCGAGACCGCGAUUUACCGACUCACCACGGCGGCACGCUCUUCGCGGUGCCGUUCCACGUCUACGAUGGACCUUUUAAAGGUGUCGUGAACACGGACUAUAGUUUCCCUUUCGAGGCGAGGUUUCCCGCGAUCGGGGAUGGUGGGGGGAGCUUGCCGCCGACGUUUGCGAGCCAUUUUUCGGAUUAUCCUGAUGUGGUGGAUGUGGCGGUUUUGUAUCAUAUGGGGGCGAAGGUGGAGAUGCCGGGGAUUGAUAUUAAGGUUACUGUGCCGGAGGGUAAUAAUGCGCCGCAAGUCCGAUAUGACAUUCCCAGGCCGCCUCUGUCUUUCAUCACAGACAACACUUCGGUAUUCUCGCAGCGCGACAGGGUCCAGAACGAAUACCUACUCCCCGAGUCGCUUCGACCCUCGGGCUUCAAGGCAAAAGCCAAAGCGGUCUUCAGCUCCUCACAAUUCCCGGUCUUCGCCUUCGAAGUCUUCUGCACCGACCAGAAACACAUCCACCCCGGGCAAAGGCUCACCUUCAAUGUCAGAAUCAUCCGAAACGACAAGGCAUCUUCUUCAACGGAUGGAGAUUUCUUCCCCACGAUGACUCUUGAAGGUUUCAAGGCGGAUGUCAAAUCAAGCACGGUUGUCGAUGCGAGCUCAAGAAUCAUUGGUUCAAGCCAAUGCUAUGAUUCGAAGACUGUGCAGUCGCUUACUUGCCAGACCAAAUUCCCCAUCGAGUUCCGCAAAGAGUGGUCCGCAGAUAUCACCACCGGUCCCGUAAUGAACCACACGACCUCUUUCGAACACGUCAAGACGUCCAGGACGUACAAGCUGAAAGUAUCUCUGUCAUUCAAGAUCGCGAACAAAUCUAUCAAAGUCGUCAAGGAGUGUCCUGUGGUGAUGCUACCACCCCCUCUGGAUAUCGGUGUCCAGGAUCUGAAAAUCGAGGAGCCUCCGCCACCGAUUGAAGCUGGUCCUUCUGGCACGAGGGAUGAUGAUGAGGACGUGGAUGCGCCGCCGCCGACGUAUGAGGAAGCUGGGUCGAGUAAGCUGCUGAAGAGCGGUUGA